Molecule: messenger RNA, 3423 nt
Organism: Linum trigynum
Lineage: Eukaryota; Viridiplantae; Streptophyta; Magnoliopsida; Malpighiales; Linaceae
Source: the annotation of a GenBank genome assembly
CUGACACGUAAGCAUACCCGUAAUAAUAGCAAAAUAAAUACAGAAUACAAACUUAUUUACAUAUUUGUCAUACUACCCAACAUAAAUUCAAAAGGAAAUUGAAAUCGAAAAGAACACAGACGGAAACAUGGGGUAAUUAUCAUAAAUGGUUACAAAACUAUUCACUUUGUACAAAAAGGUCACAAAUCUUUAAUUUUGCACGUUUCAGUAACAUAUGUUUGGACAAAUAACAAAAAGGUAAUUCCGUCCAUCUCCAUCAUAAAAACCGUUACUUUCCUCCAGUCAGCACGCCACGUCAUUUAAAAUAUUAAUAAAAAAAUUAAUAACCAAACCAAAUUAAACUGAUAACCCAACCGAAAACCCUAAUUUUAUACUCACCCGCCCGAAUUCUUAGAGCAUCCACAUUGGUAUUGCAUUCUCAAUUGCAAAAUGACAUGGCAUAGGUGUUUGCAAUUGCAAACCCAAUUGCAUUGAUAUGACUACCAAUUGCAUAUUUGCAAGCUUGCAACAAAUGCAAUUCCAUAUGCAAGUCAAAAAAGCCUAAAAAAAUGGGCAUUUUUUACUUUAUAUUAUUUUCUUUUCUCUUUUACUUAAUUUUUUAUAAUUUAAACAUAAUAUUUAAUGACAUUUGCAAUUGCAAGUUAAUUGCAUUGAUGUAGGUGAAUGAAAUGAAUGUGAUGUGGAUUGCAAAAAAAUUGAGUUGACAAUAAAAAACACAAAUGCAAUUUCUUUUGCAAUUGCAUGGAUGGAGAUGCCUUAGAGACAGAAACACGCCUCGCUCUUUUCUCCCAGGACGAUUCAGUUCCCUGCUCGCCGCCGCCAGCGGGGCAGGGUGGGGAACCAAUAGAGUUGAUCGCCGUUUACUAAAUAACACGCCUCGCCCUUUUCUCCCAGAGGUAAGAUAGAGUUGAUCGGCAUUUCCGACUCAGCUGAUCUACCGGCAUCCGCAGUCGACAGAGUUCUUGGGUCGGGCCAAAAUCUUGAUGGGCGAAGCUAGGUAGAACUCUUGGCAAUCCCAUUUGUUCAAUCUUCCUGUUCCGAUUCUGGUUUCUUGGGCUAGUGGAAAAAGGUUAGGUCUUUGGGUUCUGCUAAUUGUGCGGAUUUGGGAGCAUGAGAGAAGGAAUCUUCUCAGAUGGCAAUCAACAAGCUUGGACUUAAAAAGCCCUCCAAAUUGUCCGUUUACGUUUAUAUUCUCAACAUAUUUGGUGGGUUCUUUGAAAGCGGAGAACGGCUCUUUGCCGCCGGCGAGGCAGGGUGGGAGCUUAAUCCCUCUGAAAGUGACAAGAGUAUUUUUGUGUCUAACAGUCUAAGAAUUCGGGUGGUUGGAUAUAUAAUUAGGGUUUUGGAUUGGGUUAUCGGUUCACUUGGUUUGGUUAUUAAUUUUUAUUAAUAUUUUAAAUGACGUGGCGUGCUGAUUGGACGGAGGUAACGAUUUUUUGGAUGGAGAUAGACGGAAUUACCUUUUUGUUAUUAGUACAAACAUAUGUUACUGAAACGUGCAAAAUUAAAGGUUUGUGACCGUUUUGUACAAAGUAAAUAAUUUUGUGACCAUUUAUGAUAAUUACCCCUGAAACAUGCUAGUUACUUUGUCCCUUCUAACUACCCUAAUCAGCAGCCUAAACGAGUUCAAACUCUAGGCAAUAUAAGAAAAGAAAACGAAAAUCCAGAACAGAGAGACGAGUAAAAGCAUCAUGAUGUCUAGGAUUCCAUCUUUAUCAGAAAUCUUCUCCUGGAUCCUCACCUUGAUCACCUCCUUGACGAUCCCUGCUCCGUCAGAAAUCUUCUCAUGGUACGCCUCCCUGACCACGACGGCGAUGAUGGCUCGAACGGCGGUCCGCGAUUUCCUCCCGGCGCCAGCCCAGCAGUAUCUCCACGCUCUGGCCCAGAGUCUCUUCGGCCGCCGCCUACCCCCAGGCCUCACCUUGAUCUUCGACGCCACCACCGGCUACACCCGCAACGAAAUCUUCGACGCGGCCGAGGCCUACCUCGCCACCAAGAUCAACCACGACACCGACUGCCUCCACGUCACCAAGACCGCCGCCGACAAGAACCUCUUCUUCUCGUUCGAGAACAACGAGCGGAUCGUCGACAAGUUCCGGGGCCUCGAGCUCACCUGGCGCUUCUUCCGCUCUCCCGGAUCUUCGUCGUUGGCCGGGCGAAGCGACCCGAGCAACCCGGCCGGGUCAAUCGCGUCGCCGGAGAAACGCUGCUUCCAGUUGAGUUUCCCCAAGGAACACAAAGAGCUGGUUCUGGGCUCCUACAUACCUUUCGUCCUUGAUGAGCUGAAGGCGAUGAGGCACAAGGAGAGGGUUCUCAAGAUUCACACGCUGGACAAUAAGAACUACCACCGCAUUGGGCCAUGGAACUCGGUCAAUUUGGACCAUCCGGCGACGUUCGACACUCUGGCGAUGGAGCCGUCACUCAAGGAGGCCAUAGUCCAGGACCUGGACAGGUUCCGGAGCAGGAAGGAUUUCUACAAACGGGUGGGCCGGGCCUGGAAGAGGGGUUAUCUCCUCUACGGCCCGCCGGGGACCGGAAAAUCGAGCUUGAUCGGCGCCAUGGCCAAUUACUUGAAGUUUGACGUCUACGACUUGCAGCUCGCGUCCGUGCAGGACGACUGCGACCUCCGCCGGGUCCUGCUCGCCACCGGCAACAGGUCCAUCCUCGUCAUUGAGGAUAUUGACUGCGGCGCUGAUUUGCCUGACCGGAAUGAGAAGAAGAAGAAGCCAGUUCAGGCAAGCACGGUGUACCCAUUUGACCCCUACGCACGCCAGCCCAAGAUAACCCUAUCGGGGCUACUGAACUUCAUCGACGGGCUAUGGUCGAGCUGCGGCGACGAGAGGAUCAUCGUGUUCACCACCAACCACAAGGAGAAGCUGGACCCGGCCCUGCUCCGGCCGGGUCGAAUGGACAUGCACGUCCACAUGUCCUACUGCACCCAGGAAGGGUUCAAGGUGCUGGCCAACAACUACCUGGGGGCCGACGGCGGGGCCCACAGGCUGUGUGAGGAGAUCGGAGGGCUGAUCGGGGACGCCAAGGUCACCCCGGCCCAAGUCGCGGAGGAGCUGAUGAAGAGCAACGAUGCCGACGUGGCACUGGGUGAGGUCGUGAGUUUGCUCAAGAGGAAGAGGGUGGAAGCUGCAAUGGCUAAGCCAGAGAUUGAGAAGGAAGAAGAGGAGGAGGAGGAGGAGGAGGAGGAAAAGGUGGGAGAUGGGGAGGAGGAUGACAAUGGGGUGGUCGAGAUGGAUAAACAGCAGAUCAAUGUGGGUUGGAACAAACUGGUAGAGAGUAUGAGUGCGAGAAAUGUGACUUUGAGACGUAGGAGAAGGUAAGACUAUUGGUUCCGAUGGAGAACUCGACGGAUUAUAAAGCAUCCAGCGAGUUUAUUUUUAGGAAUUGAUGGAAUAAGAUUUUAACGUGUUU